Messenger RNA from Podarcis muralis (Common wall lizard), 4172 nucleotides. RefSeq names its product 5-hydroxytryptamine receptor 1F (gene HTR1F). Gene Ontology annotation, molecular function: G protein-coupled serotonin receptor activity. Gene Ontology annotation, biological process: adenylate cyclase-activating adrenergic receptor signaling pathway; positive regulation of MAPK cascade. NCBI's taxonomy places the organism in Eukaryota, Metazoa, Chordata, Lepidosauria, Squamata, Lacertidae. The record is from RefSeq and is a predicted model, not a curated record. Gene Ontology annotation, cellular component: plasma membrane.
AUAGAAGAAGCCGUGCCGGCUGCAGUUCCUGAGCCAGAGUCGUCUCAGCUGCUUUUACUGCUACACUUCACUUCAGUUGCUGUUUACAGAGGUGCCACCCUCUUCACAGACUGGACUAUUAUACCAUUGCCUUUAGGGACUCUCACGCCUGGUGCUGCUGACUGGAGAUGCCAAACUGAAGAUCAUUUCCUUGGCAUGGGAUGAGCGGACCAAGCCUGGAGAAUGGCAAAUAAGAAGCAAUCACAAGCCUUCCAAAAUAGAGCCUGGCUGGACAUGGAGAAAACUCAAAGCAAACCAUCACCUUAAGAUUGGAACUGGAUCGUAUUGCAUAGACUUUUUUGACGUGUACCUUGAUGUAUGGAGCUUCAGGAAAAGGUAUAUUUGUUAGAUAAAAAUCGCCUGGAAGGCAAUCAUGGAUUUCCUGAACUUUACUGAACAAAAUUAUACAUUGGAACAAAAUGACACAUCAGAAAAACUACUUAAGAAAGUAACACCGAAGAUUCUGGUUUCUCUUACACUUUCUGUGCUAGCAGUGAUGACAACUAUCAUCAACUCUCUAGUGAUGACUGCCAUAAUUGUGACCCGAAAGCUCCACCACCCUGCCAAUUAUUUAAUUUGCUCCUUGGCAGUCACAGAUUUUCUGGUUGCCAUCCUAGUCAUGCCCUUCAGCAUCGUCUACAUUGUCAAAGAGACCUGGAUCAUGGGCCAGGUGAUGUGCGACCUUUGGCUCAGCGUUGACAUUACCUGCUGCACCUGUUCCAUCUUGCAUCUCUCAGCCAUCGCUUUGGAUCGCUACCGAGCAAUCACAGAUGCUGUGGAGUAUGCCAGGAAGCGAACCCCUAAGCGGGCAGGCAUCAUGAUUGCCGUCAUGUGGGUCAUUUCUGUCUUCAUUUCAAUGCCGCCGUUGUUUUGGCGGCACCAGGCUGCCAGCAGAGAUGACGAGUGCAUCAUUAAGCACGACCAUAUCGUUUUUACCAUCUACUCCACGUUUGGAGCCUUUUAUAUCCCGCUGGCAUUGAUUCUGAUCCUUUACUACAAAAUAUACAAGGCAGCUAAGACUUUUCACAGGAGGAGCGUGAGUCGUGUUCUCAAAGAGGAGGCGAAUGGACAGGGUCUCUUGGAAGGAACUGAGAAAAGCUGCCAGCCAGCUUCCUCGUCAUCAUGCACAAAAGGGAAAGCAUCUAACCGUUCAGGAGAUUUGGACAGAAUGCAUAUCUCCCUGCGAAGCCCCAAUUCUGAGUCCAAGAAUGAAAAGGGAUGGAAGAGACAACGGAUUUCUACCACGAGAGAGAGAAAGGCAGCAACUACCCUUGGCUUAAUUUUGGGUGCCUUUGUGAUCUGCUGGCUCCCCUUCUUUGUGAAGGAGGUGGUUGUCAAUACCUGUGAAAGAUGUCAGAUUUCAGAAGAAAUGAAUAAUUUUCUGACAUGGUUGGGAUAUAUUAAUUCUCUUGUUAACCCCCUGAUUUACACAAUCUUUAAUGAAGAUUUCAAGAAGGCAUUCCAGAAACUUAUCCAAUGCAAGACCUCUCUGUGAAAAGAAAAAGUACUCUGUGGCUGACUGGUUUUUUUUGUGGGGGGAAUGGAUUCGCAGUUCUGCUCAUGGUAGUAGAAUUGUGCCACACUGUGUUGGAGAUUUCAUUAGAAUCUAGAGGGUUCCAGUGGGCAUCCAGAAAAUUUCAGGGAUAUGGUAGGCUGCAAAAAGAGCUCCAGCACCGAUAGGUGCCAUGACCACAGCAGUCCUAGAAGUCUAAGCCCAGCCCUGUAAUCUCUCGUGUCUUCUCAGUAUGACAGAACCAAGCUGGAUUUGGCAGAUGUUAGGUGGAAAUCUGGGCACACACACAGAGAGAGUGAAAUCCAGGUCCACCAAACUUUUUCUGGAGUACAUCUCUAAUAUUUACAUAUACAUGAUUUCUAAUAACACUAGCUCUGUUCAAGAAAAGCAUUGAAACACCUGCAUAUUGACUAUCUCUGUUUUGUAUCAUUACCAUCUCACAGUGAAUGUUGUCCACACACUAAGAUGUAACAUUUGGUCAUAUUUAUUGGAAAGAAGCUAACUACAUGCAUAGACCUAUUCAGAUAGGAACACUUAACUUUUACGUGAAUUGAUCAUCACAUUGUAUACUUGGGGCUCAUCCAAAAAGUAGCUUUGUGCGCUCCUGAUUACAUGCUGUAACAUGCAGCUGGGAGUACAGGAAGCAUCCCAAGGAAAGGUCAGCGUCACUUGAAACUAAGAUGAUGCACAAGCGUUUUCCAAUGCAAUUACUCACUAAUCUAGUGACUCCUUUGGAUAUUAAAACCUGAAGCUGUUUUACAAAACAAAUUCAUCUUUCAUCUAUUAAAAAUUUAGCUUAUAAAAUACAUAAUGAAAAUGGAAAACAGACUUUUUAAUUCAGGGUUCGACCAUUCCACUUCCAUACGUGUCAGCAACUGAAGUGGAGCUUCUCUCAUUAAGGAAGUGUGUUCUCUGAGUUAUGUAAGAAACCAUUCAGCCUGGAUUAUCUCAAAUGGAAGUGAUGUAUUGAACCCAACUCAUAACAUGAUUUCUUCCCUCUAAGGUACCACUGAACUUCCAAGACUUGUGUGGGUUGUUCCCCUUAUCACAAGGACUCCAGGGACAUGGUCAUUUCACAUCUUCUCCCUCUCCCAGGGUUGAUUCUCAUAAUGAAGCCAAAACAGUGGCAUGUUGUAUCUUGGGGGUCUGGUGGGCUUUCAGUGUGUACCAAAGAGGUCAAAUCAGUGCUGCACUACUCAGCUUGUCAUAGUCUGACUGAAAUAUGACCUUGCGAUGCCAGAGUAUUACCAUUAUUCUUUAAAUAAUUAUAAUCUCAAUUUCUUAACUGAGUCUGCCAUCCUGCAUAUUUAUUUAAAAUAGCAACCAGACAUUCCAGAAAGAAGCAAAACAGCAGAUAAAGCAAGGGUACAGUGAUAAAUUCCCAAAAGUGUUAGCUAAAAUUCAACAGAAAAGGAACCAACAAAAUAAUGAUACGAUGGACAGAGAGGGACUUGCCUCAAAGUAAAGAAAAUAAGUAAGCAUAGGAUUCAACCACUAAAUCUGAAAAUAUUAACAAAAUACAACACAGUAAUGGCACUCCCUAAGGCAGGCAUUGAAUUAAAUAAACCAUUAAGAAUUCUGUUGGAAUAAAAAGCUUCAAAAGGCAUAUAAAGGUCAGACUGUGACAAGUUUCUUCAAGGAAAAAACUUCAUAAGCAUUUACUGCAACUUUCACCACAACCCCCUAGAAACUACAUCAACUCACAUAUGCAUACAAAAUGAUCUGGCCCACAGAAUUAAUUGUCUAAAGCAGCUUUGAAAGAUGGCAAGACUAUCUUCAGAUAGAACCCUUUGAAUUAUUUCCCCAAGACAUAAAAUGCUUUGCAGAGCCUGUUUUCACAAACUAGAAGCAAAGGCCAUUUGAGAACCUUCUAGUAAGGGCCAAAGUUGAGUGCUCUGCUCAAUGAGAAGUUAUUUCCGUUGUCUUGUUAGUCUGUGACAUUUUCCUAUUUGAGCUGAAUUAUCAAUUAUUUAUUUCUUUAUUUUUAUUCAUAAAACUUAACUGCCACGAACAGAGACUGAACCUUUGACGACUGCAGUCGGGGUAUCACUCAAAGGACCCGGUGCACAAGCCCACAACACAAAUCUUCAUAAAUGCAUGGAGUGCUCUGGAUAAAUGCAAUUGGCAGGUAGCAGAGGACCCACCAGUCCUACAUUUUGCAGCACACCCAUAAGUAAAAGGGUUAAAGAGGAUUAGGGCAGGAGAUCUGGAAUAUUACAUAGAAAAUCUGGGGUUCAGCCCCAUUGUCCAACCCAUAAAAACACUCCUGAUUGCAAGGCACUACACUCUUGUGCAUCAGUUCUAACUGCUGCAUUAUUUUUGAGAAACUGCCAGGAAAGACACUCUGCAUUUUUUAAUAAGCUCCACAACAACCUUAUUGAGCUGUUUUAAAUUCCUCAUGAGUUGGAGGAAUAAGCAGUGGGGAUCCUGCUGUACACAUGUAGGGUACUGUGUGAUUCAGAACCCUGGAAAAUCAGGAAGAGCAAUGGGGACAAGAUAACACAUUAGUUCUUGCUCUUCAUCAUCAUGUGGGAGAUUUAGGAAUACAGUGGUACCUCAGGUUACAUACGCUUCAGGUUACAUACGCUUCAGGUUAAAGACUCCGCUAACCCAGAAAUAG